Molecule: messenger RNA, 753 nt
Organism: Nicotiana tabacum (common tobacco)
Lineage: Eukaryota; Viridiplantae; Streptophyta; Magnoliopsida; Solanales; Solanaceae
Source: RefSeq, a predicted model, not a curated record
AUGGCAUAUAUCUUGGUGGCAGUAGAUUAUGUCUCCAAAUGGGUUGAGGCAAUUACCUUGCCGAACAAUGAGGCAAGAAGUAUAACCGCAUUCUUGAAGAAGAACAUAUUUACUCGUUUGGAACCCCAAGGGCCAUCCUUAGUGAUGGUGGUUCUCAUUUUUGCAACAAAGCUUUUGCCGAGUUGCUCAACUGACAGGUCAAAGAAGCUGGAUGAUGCAUUGUGGGCCUAUCGAACAACAUUCAAGACAUCCAUUGGCACCUCACCUUACCGAUUGCUUUUUGGUAAGGCUUUUCACAUGCUAGUGGAACUUGAAUACAAAGCCAUGUGGGCAUUGAAAAAGUUAAAUCUUGACUGGACCGAAGCUGCUAAUUUAAGGAUGACACAACUCAACGAGAUGGAAGAGUUCUAUUUCCAUGCAAACGAGAAUUCAACCAUGUAUAAAGAAAGAAUGAAGUUUGUUCAUGACAAGAAGAUUUUGAAGCGGGAAUUCAAAUAUAGUGACUUGGUCUUACUCUUCAACUCAAGAUUGAAGUUCUUUCCGGGCAAACUCAAAUCCAAAUGGCCUGGCCCGUUCAAAGUUGUGAGUGUGUCUUCCUAUGGCACUAUUGAAUUAGAAUCCGAGGACGGGACUCGAACUUUCAAAGUAAAUGGCCAAAGGGUAAAGAAUUACCUCGGAACCAUUGGAGAAAGGCAAUUGGUAGAACGAUUCGCAAUCAAGGAUGGUCAUGUACCAAUCCCCACCACUGAUUAG